This is a messenger RNA of Macadamia integrifolia, 1770 nucleotides long. Its product is annotated as probable GABA transporter 2. The record is from RefSeq and is a predicted model, not a curated record. Gene Ontology annotation, molecular function: structural constituent of ribosome. Bases 674 to 1522 code for a protein of 282 amino acids. Gene Ontology annotation, cellular component: plasma membrane. The transcript has 4 exons. Gene Ontology annotation, biological process: mitochondrial translation. NCBI's taxonomy places the organism in Eukaryota, Viridiplantae, Streptophyta, Magnoliopsida, Proteales, Proteaceae.
UAUUAGGACGUACAUAUGAUCAAUGUCAACGUCUUUCUCCUCAUUAAACAUGCGGAAUUCUCUUUUUUUCUCCUCGAUAAAUACAUGAUUUCAUGAUGAUGUCAAUAUAACGAGACAUUCAUAAUUCUUUUUCAAUUUAAUUUAAUUUAUUAAUUAAAAAAAUAUAUUUUUUGUCCCCUAGUUUCUUUGAUCCCAAUAGAUCUACCUCUCAAAAAAAAAUUGUUGACUUAAGAAUGUGAUUUGAUUCCGAUCCUUCCGUGAUGCUAGAAAAUCAUUUCGAUAUACAAUUUUAUCUGAUUUCUAUUUUAUUUAUCAUCCCUAAUCCGGAAGUAACCUUUUCCUUUUCUUGGGCAAUAACUUCCAACAAGAUUGAUCCAUUCUGGAUCUUGGUCUAUCAUUGCCGUUUUUAUUGGUUUUCAUUAAAUAAAGGGCAAAACAGAGAGGACCACCAUAACCCUCUCUGUGGAGUCUGGAGUCUCUGGGCUCUCGAAGAAGCUCUCAAUUCAAAGGAGAAGGUCUGAAAGAGCAGAGAGGCCAGAAGGGGACAGAAGAAGAAGCCACAACGUGUCUGGCUUCUUCACUCCAACGCCUUCCACUUGGAAACCCUUCUCAGGGCAUCUUCUGUGUAUAUAUUUGUGUGAGUUAAUUAACCCAGAAUUCACACACAUUAGUAAUGGAUGAAGAGAUUUCAAAACCCAGAGGUUUACCAGAGGAGAAUGGCCGGGAAAAUGAUGCCGGAGUUCAGUUUGUUCUUGAAUCGAAAGGGAAGUGGCGGCACGCAGGGUAUCAUCUGACGACGGCGAUAGUAGGUCCGACGAUAUUGGCGUUGCCGUACACAUUUAGUGGGAUGGGAUGGGCGGUGGGAUUCCUCUGUUUAACGGUUAUAGGACUCGUCACCUUUUAUGCCUAUUAUCUAAUGUCAAAGGUCCUCGAUCACUGCGAGAAACAAGGUCCCCGUCAUUUUCGCUUCCGGGAACUCGCCGCCGACGUCUUCGGUUCCGGGUGGAUGUUUUAUUUUGUAAUCAUCGUCCAAACAGCUGUCAACACCGGAGUUGCCAUUGGUACUAUAUUGCUUUCCGGAGAAUGUAUUGAGUGUUUUGCAGAGAUGCUCUAUUUUUUCCUCUCUGGCCUCCCACGGGCCAUACUGAAGGAGAUCGAUGUAGAUGAUCCAACUGAAAUAGGUGAAGAAAGAGUGAAAAAAGCCUUCAAGUUCUUUUGUAAACUUGAGCAAUUAGAUAAGACAAUCGAAUGGUCAUGGCCAGCUGAGAAAUUUGAACCUGAAAGUCAAGCAAAUGAUGUUGUCCACUCUAAUUCUUCUCUUGUAGUUGCGGCUCCUGAUUGUAUUUAUUCAGAAGUUGAGGCACCUAACGUAUCAAACGCCAUUGUCGUUGAUAGAAAGGUUGGCAAUAGUGAUGUUUCUCUUGCUGUUGUUGCUGCUACUUGUGCUGCAGAGGAAGAUGAAGAAGACGACGAUGAUGAUGAUGAUGAAAUUAAAGAAAUUGGGUCUGACGAGAUUGUUUGAAUGACAAUGUAUGUAAGUGCUUCAAUCUUUUACAUUUUCAAUUUCUGGUUUAUUAUUAUUAGCAUAGGUAGGUUUGCCAUUUCUGAAUGUUACCACCAUUGUUUUUAUUCAUUAUUAUUUUUUUUUAAAUCUAGGUUUUUAACAUAUUUGAUUGCUUAUUGGAAUUAACUUUUCUAUCACUUCUUACUUGUAAUGAAUUUUCUGCUUUCCAUUGUUCUUCUCAAUUCUUUAUUAUACUUGUAAAAAAA